Pipistrellus nathusii (Nathusius's pipistrelle) is the source of this 501-nucleotide messenger RNA. The record is from the annotation of a GenBank genome assembly. NCBI's taxonomy places the organism in Eukaryota, Metazoa, Chordata, Mammalia, Chiroptera, Vespertilionidae.
AUGCCAGCGCUAUCCCCUGAAAUCAGAUUUGAGAAUUCUAAUGUCACCAGAAAUUCCAUGGACAGAUAUUUUCUUUUUGAGAAUAGUUGGAGGAAAGCGGUUUUUGAAACACAAAAGUUGAAGAAUGAAUAUAGCCAAACAUUUGGUCUAGAAGAGCUCAGAGAACGUGUCAGAAUGCCAUAUUUACCAGGAUUGCGAACCUGCCAGAAAAGUGUGAGUUCGCCGUCGCCAUCACCGUCACCCGAAGUCCCCAGCAGACGGCGGCACGCCGACCUCCAGAUGCCUCCCGUCAGGAACAAGAAGACCAAGGAGCCCUGCAUUGUGAUACCGUUUCUGGAGAGACCCCAAGGUUCUGGGUUCAGCGAUCCCCUCGCUGGAGCGCCACCUCAUUACUUACAGAGGAUUUCCAGAAUGUCCAUGCUGGAGCAUGACACCAUUCGGCAAGAGACGGCCAUGAAGUCCAAAAAGGGUAAGAGACGAGAGCUGCGAGACUGCUGGUGA